AUGAUUCUGGAGUUGACUUUCAUCGCCGCUUAUUUGGCUGUUUGUUACUACAUUGACCAAGAAGUAAGUUUCAUUUUUAAAAUAAAAGAAGCAACUCAUUCGUUCAAAUAGUGGGACCUAUUCGCGAGAAGACCUAUAUUCCGAGGGACCUAUUCGUUUGAGGGGACCUAUUCGCGAGGGGACCUAUUCGCAAAAGGACCUAUAUUCCGGGGGACCUAUUCGUUUGAGGAGACCUAUUCACAAAAGGACCUAUUCGCGAGGGGACCUAUUCGCAAGAGGACCUAUUCUUUUGAGAAAACCUAUUACGAAAAAUAGCUAUAAAAUGAAUUUUAAAAAAUAUUUUAGCGUCAACGCUUUGGCAAGUCUCGAGUGCCAUAUUUGUGUAGACUUUUCGACCAGUUCAAGGCCCAAACACCGUCAGUCGAGAAUCUGGAGAAUUCGACCGGUGAAACCGUGCCAAUAACUCAGAAGUCAGGUAGUAGAAGAUCAGCUCGUCGUAAGUCACCAAUGAUGGGCACGAUCAGCGAGAUCAUGGGAGAAGAUGCAACUCAGAAGUCAAAAUCUGAUGGUGCUAACACCCCUAGUCGAAAUACUCAACAAAAGGGUUGA
This is a messenger RNA of Bursaphelenchus okinawaensis, 609 nucleotides long. The record is from the annotation of a GenBank genome assembly. NCBI's taxonomy places the organism in Eukaryota, Metazoa, Nematoda, Chromadorea, Rhabditida, Aphelenchoididae.